Messenger RNA from Candoia aspera, 1087 nucleotides. It is a transcript of the gene ARPC5L, whose product is annotated as actin related protein 2/3 complex subunit 5 like. The record is from RefSeq and is a predicted model, not a curated record. Gene Ontology annotation, biological process: cell migration; regulation of actin filament polymerization; Arp2/3 complex-mediated actin nucleation. Gene Ontology annotation, molecular function: actin filament binding. Lineage: Eukaryota; Metazoa; Chordata; Lepidosauria; Squamata; Candoiidae. The coding region runs from base 69 to 545 and encodes 158 amino acids. The transcript has 4 exons. Gene Ontology annotation, cellular component: Arp2/3 protein complex; cytoplasm; actin cytoskeleton.
CCGCUUCCGCGCGGGGCCGGAGCGGCGGCGGCGGCGGGCGAGGGCAGCUGCUGCCGCCCGGCGCGGCCAUGGCGCGGAGUUCGCUCUCCUCGCGCUUCCGCCGCCUCGACAUCGACCAGUUCGACGAGAACCGCUUCGUGGAGGAGCCCGACGCCGCCGAGGCCGGGAGCGGGGCCGGCGCGGCGGAGGGCAACGGAGGGCCGGGCCCGGAGGUGGAGGCGGCGCUGCGGCAGGGUGACUUGCUCCGAGCCUUCCAUGCUGCUUUACGAAAUUCUCCCGUGAACACGAAGAACCCGACUGCAAAGGAGCAGGCCCAGGAGGUGGUGCUGAAGGUCCUGACGGCCUUCAAAAGCAGCGAGAUAGAGCAGGCGGUAAAUUCUUUAGAUAGCAGUGGCAUUGACUUGUUGAUGAAGUACAUUUAUAAAGGAUUUGAAAAGCCAACGGAAAAUAGCAGUGCAAUACUACUUCAGUGGCAUGAAAAGGCAUUGGCGGUAGGAGGCCUUGGAUCGAUAGUCAGGGUUCUUACUGCACGAAAAACGGUUUAAAAGGCCGUGCUCACUUGAAUUGAGACGCCAAGAACUUUCUGGGAGCCGGGAAGAACCUCGCCCUUCUGGCAAUGGCAGCCACCAGAAACCUUGCUGGGGAAGGAGGGAGUGAACACCUCUUCUUCCCUCGAAGCCACGCGGAGGGAGGAAAGCUCGCGCGCUCGUUUUCUGGCGGAUUCAGCACCAGGAGGGCAGAUGGUCUGUGGUCUGUGCGGCAGAGGGAAACGGGUGCACCGUCUUUGCAACCAGAUGCCUGUUUCCAGAACGGCGGCUGCUCUGGCUGUGUGUGCGCGCGCGCGCGCGUGCGUGUGAAACUUUAAUUUAAAUGUUAACACAUGUUUGCGGUGUCAGGGGCAUGGGGGGUGGUAGCUACUGUGUCAGAAGCAGAACUUGGGCCCGGCUUGGGGGUGUUGGGGAGGCGUUCUUAUGCAAGGGGGCUUUUUGUACAUAGUUAAGAAUAGCUGGGCUCGGCACAGAUGUCGGUUUCAUGUAAAGUGCCUGCUGCUCUUAUCAAAAUAAAGUUCUUGGGUGGACAGUUUAAA